Recurvomyces mirabilis is the source of this 621-nucleotide messenger RNA. RefSeq lists its product as uncharacterized. The record is from RefSeq and is a predicted model, not a curated record. The coding region runs from base 1 to 621 and encodes 206 amino acids. Lineage: Eukaryota; Fungi; Ascomycota; Dothideomycetes; Mycosphaerellales; Teratosphaeriaceae. The transcript has a single exon.
AUGCCCAGACCCAAAUCCUUAGACGAGUGCUGGGACUAUGUUCAACGCGAAUUCCUGCCUGAGAAACAACAUCCACGCGUGACGUGCAACUUCUGCUCAGAUCAAUGGACGUCCAAGGGCAAGGGUCGCGUGCUCGCGCAUUUGAGCGCGUGUAAGGGUUUGCCGCUGGAUUUGUGGGAGAAGUAUCAGAGUGGAAGAGAGGUUGGUGGACCUUUGCCGACUAGAAAGUCGGAGGCGAAAGUGAGGGAGAAGUACGUCAAUGGUGCUUCGCGCGAAAGGCUCGAGGAGGAUGAUGGUGAUCAAGAGGAUUACUUACCUGAUCUUGAUGCCGACGGCGAUGUUGACGAUGACAUGACCGCCGCACAGCAGGAGGCUGCUAUCCAGGCUUGCGCUCAAUGGAUUUACGCUUGCGGGUUGCCGCUCAGCACUAUCGAGCACCCGGCUUUUCGGACGUUACUGCAGUUGUUGAAUCCUGCUUGGAGAAUUCCGACGAGGGUGGAGCUGACGCAUGGGAUGUUGGAGGAGGAGUAUAGAGGCGGAAGGGACGUGGUGCAUGAAUAUCUUGGUCGGACGGGGAGGGUGGGGUUGGGGGCGGAUUAUCAGGCGCCGGCUUACUUGUGA